ACGGCGCAGUCUCUCUCCGUUCCUUCUGAGCAUUAUGACAGCACAUCGACCACUUAUAGAGUUGCAAGGCCUCCUUUAUUGCAUCCUUCAUAUGUGCCCGGUGCUUAUGCUCCCAUGUUGCUUCACCCAGGAGUGGUUCCCAUGCCAAACUGGAAUCCAUACUCGGGACCAGUUAGCCCUGCACCAUCACCUGGUGCUCAAUCCUCAGUUGGAGGAGUUUCUGUAUAUGGAAUGUCACAGCUAUCAUCUUCUGCAACUGCUUUUACAGGAGGCUAUGCCCAGUUACCCUCGUCUGCCUCCCCUUUGAGCGCCGGUGUAACAUCACAACACCAAUUACCUGAAAGAUAUGGCGAGCCUGACUGCAAAUUCUACAUGAGAACUGGGGGUUGUAAAUAUGGAUCAUCUUGUAGGUAUAACCAUCCGCCAAACUGGGACAAUGCAAACACAAAUUGUGCGCUUAGCCCCUCGGGGCUACCUUUGCGACCGGUAUGUGUAUUCUUUUUUUAUUUUUUCACAAGCUCCAUCUCGUUUUAUCCUGAAUGGGUGAACUUUUUUUAUUUAUUUUUAUUUUUUCUUUUCAAAUAUCUAUCUAUUGACUUGUUUUAUUUUUAUUUUAUUUUUGCCUUUUGUCUCUUCCCAGUAAGCGGGCAUUGUUUUGGCCCUGAAAUUUCAUUUCAGCUGUACUUGUGAUCGAUUUUCUUGUGUUCUUUUCAUGGUGAUUAGUAUUAUGAGCAUGUGGCUUAUUUAUCUUGGUAAUCACUUCUAAGUGCAAAUUACAGUAUGCUAUUUAGUUGAUAAAGAUGGAUCUACUCGUGUUUUUUAAUAUAAUUUUACAUUAUCUUGAACUUGUAGAAAGUUAGAAUUUGCUGGUAAUGGGGAUGCUUAGAACCAAAAUGUUCAAUUUUAAGCAUAGACAAUAUUUUUAUGGUUGCUUUGACAAAUCAUAUCAAUCAGAUUCUGGUCUCAACGAAAUUUCCAGAAGGGAAAGAAAAUCGUUACUUCAUUUCUACAUGGUUCUGGAGAUUACAAACUACUGUUAAUUCUCUUCUAAUACUGGAAACUGUUUUACUCUGUUCACUUGUCAAAUUUUUCCUUUCCUUUUUCUUUUUAAUUCCCUCGGGUACUUAGCUCCAAUG
Olea europaea var. sylvestris is the source of this 1136-nucleotide messenger RNA. RefSeq names its product zinc finger CCCH domain-containing protein 32-like. The transcript has 2 exons. NCBI's taxonomy places the organism in Eukaryota, Viridiplantae, Streptophyta, Magnoliopsida, Lamiales, Oleaceae. Gene Ontology annotation, molecular function: metal ion binding; mRNA binding. The annotation marks the transcript as partial. The record is from RefSeq and is a predicted model, not a curated record.